AUGAACAACUCAGGCGGCGAAGAAGAAGCAACAGCAUUGUCAAGAGCUGCAAUAUCCACCGACGGACUUUACUUUCUUCGAGACACCUAUUUCCCCCCAAACCCUAACGAUAGAAUCUCCAAAUUGCAAGAACUUUCCGAUCUCAUUCUCAAUCUCCUCGAUUCCGUUCCUCCAGAAGAAAGAAAAUCGCCUACGCAACGGGCUGUAUUUGAAUAUCUUAAAGGGAAAGUGUUAGAUGUAUAUCCCGAAUAUAAGAAAGAAGCUGAGGAUCAUCUAUCAAAAGCUGUUAAGUUGAACCCGUCUUAUGCAGAUGCUUGGCUAUGUUUAGGAAACUGUAUUUGGAAAAAAGGAGAUUUAUCUGCAGCAAAGAACUGCCUCAAUCUUGCGUUAAACAAGGGUCCUAACAAAAAGAUUCUUUGCCAAUUAUCAAUGCUUAAAAGAAAAAUGUCUCAAGGUGCGGAUAACCAAGCAGAACUUGUUGAUGAAAGCAUUCAACAUGCCAAGGAAGCAAUUGCUUUGGAUGUCAAGGAUGGGGACUCUUGGUAUAAUCUUGGAAAUGCAUACCUUACGAGUUUUUUUGUCACUGGAGGUUUGGAUCAUACCAGACUUUCACAUUCUUUAAAAGCAUAUCAAAAUGCCGAGAAAGAUGAAGGGAUCAAGUCCAAUCCAGAUUUUUACUUUAAUAGUGCCACUGCGAACAAAUAUCUAGAGAACUACGAGAGGGCUCUUAGUGGAUUUGAGGCUGCUGCUUUGAAGGAUCCAGGUCUCAAUGCUGCAGAGGAGGUUCAGAAAAUCGUCAAUAUACUUGACAAGGUGUACAAUCUUUUGAGGGUACCUGUAAGAGCUAAGCGAAUCGACUCUUUGGCAGCAUCAUUGGCUGCUGUAAAUUUGAAAUCGCCAUACAGAACAGUUACCAUAGACCUUCUGUCAGAGGGCCUUAAUAAAGAUCUAGCAGUAGAGGGGAAGGUGCUAUUCUAUAUUAGUAGUGAGGGUGUUGCUCCCCUAUACUAUUUGCUCUGUGAUUCAAACAAAACUUGCUUUGUUCUCUCAGUUUAUGGUGUACGCCAGGAUGUGAUUAAAGGAGGAGACCAGCUCACAUUGCUUGAUCCUUGUUUUCGCGACGUUGAUUUUACCUGGAAGGAGAAGCAUUACCAGUUCAAAUCUAUACGCUUGGAUUUCUAUGAGCAAAUGCUUGUUAACGGAAAAGCUCUGACUCCUCAGCAAGCUAUUCGAUCAUCGAUAAUUGCACAACAUAAACCAUGA
Molecule: messenger RNA, 1263 nt
Organism: Lathyrus sativus (Indian pea)
Lineage: Eukaryota; Viridiplantae; Streptophyta; Magnoliopsida; Fabales; Fabaceae
Source: the annotation of a GenBank genome assembly